AUGGCUAGUACGAAUCUUGAAAAUAAUUUAAGGAUAGGACAUAUUAAUGUACGAUCACUGAUACCAAGUUUGAACGAAAUUAAGUCUUCGAUAGAUAAUUUGAAGUUGGACAUAUUAGGAGUAACUGAAUCAUGGUUAACUGAACAAGUUGUAGACUGUGAUAAUGUUAACCAGAAGACUGCAAUUCUCUCAGAUGUGAUAUUGACUCUUUUUGAUUCUCAUGCGCCAAUAUGUGAGAAAAAAGUUACCAGGCCACCUUCUCCGUGGUUUACUGAUGCGUUGCAUGCGAUGAAGAAUCACCGUAACUAUCUUUUCUCUAAAUACAAACGUAAUAAAAAUUUACGGGAUUGGGCAUCCUACAAAGAAAUGAGGAAUUUUUUUACGUCAGCUGUUCGACAAGAAAAGAGAGCUUAUAUUGAUUUUAUCAGUCGUACUAAAAAAUCCAAAGACAUGUGGAAGACACUAGACCAACUUAAUAUCUAUAACAGAUCUAAAAAAAAUAUAGAAAUUCCUAACCAUCUUAAAAACCCAAAUUUAAUUAAUCAAUAUUUUAUCGACUCGGUGCGACAAAUACCUAGCACUGUCGAUACGAAUACUAUUUCUAAAUAUCUUAAUUCCAAAUGUACAACCGCAGAAUUUGAAUUGAAACUCGUUAGUGAAGAUGGCGUUUUCUGGGCAAUAUCGGAGAUUGGGUCAAACGCCUCUGGUGCAGACGGAAUUAGCCUUGACAUGUUAAAAAGAGAACGGGAUACCUAUAUUGUACGAGUAAAAGCCAGGAUUACGCCCGAAAAUAGAGUUAAAAGCAAACCGUAUCAUUGCAGUUUUGAAUGCGACGAAAAGGAGGAAACAGUAAUCAAGCUACAAUGCAGUGGUUGUGCUGCACAAGAGGGUGGCUGUAAGCAUGGUGUAGCGCUAUUUAUGUGGCUGCACAGAAGAAGCGAAGAACCACCAUGCACUUCCGUGAAGUGCUACUGGACAAAUGCCAGAUUAUCUCUACUAUUGGCAGUAAUCUAA
Acanthoscelides obtectus is the source of this 1014-nucleotide messenger RNA. NCBI's taxonomy places the organism in Eukaryota, Metazoa, Arthropoda, Insecta, Coleoptera, Chrysomelidae. The record is from the annotation of a GenBank genome assembly.